This is a messenger RNA of Aspergillus niger, 225 nucleotides long. RefSeq lists its product as hypothetical. The transcript has 2 exons. NCBI's taxonomy places the organism in Eukaryota, Fungi, Ascomycota, Eurotiomycetes, Eurotiales, Aspergillaceae. The record is from RefSeq and is a predicted model, not a curated record. The coding region runs from base 1 to 225 and encodes 74 amino acids.
AUGACCCAGAAAGGGCCAGAACUAACGGGCUUAGCGUGGAGGUGCAGAGCCAGCCACAUUGCCCGUUGCCUGCAAGCUCCAUCCAUCAGCAUCGACGAAUCAGAUGCAGUCACUAGCGCUAAAUCGGGGCUGGGCCAUGAUCUCAUCGGGUCCUCACGGCUGCUGCGGGUGGGUCCGGACACGGGCAUGUGCGUAGCAUUGCACAGGGAUUGGCCUGCGAUGUAG